AUGGACAUUCAAACGAGACGGCAUAGAACGGUGCAGAUUCAGGAUCAAGAAAAUGCAUAUGUUACCAAAAAGAUAAAUUUGGUUAUUCCAAACAAACGACAAAGUUUAACUGCGAGAGGAGCACUCGGGGAUAUUAAUACAAAUGUAGAAAUCCAACGUGGAAUAAACGUCGGAAAGGUUACAGGUGCGGCUGCCGAGUGUGAUAAAAAGCCGAUAGUUAAACGUGGACCUCUGCGAACUUAUAACCAUGUACAGUCUAAAGUGGACACAGGCUUGGCUAGUAAACCUAUUAUUCAGCCUUCUUCAAGGCCUCCGUUGAGAAGAGAGGAGAGUACUGCCGGAUUAGCCGCUCGGGCAGUGCGCUCAAAGGCUGGAUUAAAGGACUGUCAAAAUGAUUUGAAAGAGACAGCGACCACUAUCCUUCAAGGAAAAAAAAUCAUAGAAACUAAAAAAGCAACUAAGUUACCGACACUUAAAGAGAAUGCAAAAGAAACUAAAAGUAUACUAAAACCUAUUCUUAAAGAUCCCAUUGAAUCAUUAUGCAAACUAAAAUUAGUUGAAGAAACAAAAUCAAAAAAGAUAAAUAUUUUAGAGACAGAAAAAAUACUUUUACCACAUGACAUUGAAGAUAUUGAUGCUAAUGACAAGAAUAGUCCAUUGCUUAUGUCCAUUUAUAUUAAAGACAUUUAUAAAUAUUUGACUGAACUUGAAAAGAAGUAUCCAAUUGAAUCAGAUCAUUUAAAAAACCAGACUGUGAUCACUGGCAAGAUGAGAGCUACUCUAAUUGAUUGGUUGGUUGAAGUGCAGAGACAGUUCUCGUUAGUUCUUGAAACCUUCCAUUUAACUGUUGGCAUUAUUGAUCGCUAUUUACAGGCUGUGCCAAAUGUGCAAAGGAAUCAAUUACAGCUUGUUGGAGUAACAGCAAUGUUCAUAGCAAGCAAGUAUGAGGAGAUUUAUGCUCCAGAUGUGGGAGACUUUGUUUAUGUAACAGACAAUGCUUACACUAAGUCUGAUGUCUUCCAAUGUGAGAGAGAUAUCAUGUCCAAGCUUGGAUUUUGUCUAGCACGGCCCAUUCCCUUAAGUUUCUUAAGAAGGUUUGUAAAAGCAGCUCAUGGAACCUCCAAGAAUCAUCACCUUGCCAAGUAUUUUGUUGAUCUCAGUCUUAUUGAAUAUUCAAUGGCACACUAUCGUCCUUCUGAACUAGCAGCUGCUGCAUUAUGUCUGUCCUUGUAUCUUCUCUCCACUAAGAAAUUAACUGAUGUUUGGACUCCCACAUUGUCUUACUACUCUGGGUAUAAACUUAAACACAUUGAACCUAUUAUACAAAAAAAUUGCAAAAAUUGUUAUCAAUGUUGA
Danaus chrysippus (African queen) is the source of this 1356-nucleotide messenger RNA. The record is from the annotation of a GenBank genome assembly. NCBI's taxonomy places the organism in Eukaryota, Metazoa, Arthropoda, Insecta, Lepidoptera, Nymphalidae.